Ostertagia ostertagi is the source of this 300-nucleotide messenger RNA. The record is from the annotation of a GenBank genome assembly. Lineage: Eukaryota; Metazoa; Nematoda; Chromadorea; Rhabditida; Trichostrongylidae.
AUGGCCAGUCAUAAAAGAAGUGACUGUCGUGCUCAUGAUAACUAUCGAACCUGCCCUCGUUGUGGAGAAUCUAUUGAAAGGCCGCUGUUCCACAGGCAUGUGGGCAGCAAGGAAUGCCGCCCCGCUGGAGCCUAUGCAGCGAAAUGCCCGCUUUGUUCAGCGCUUAUAUUGCCAGACAAUGAAGAGUCAUGGAGGAGACACCUUACAACGCAGUGCAAAGUGAAUCCACGGAGAAGGACAUCUCAUGAGACCAAGAGAAACAGCGUCGGCAGCUUCAACUCGGUGUCGGCAAGUCACUGA